Molecule: messenger RNA, 555 nt
Organism: Bacidia gigantensis
Lineage: Eukaryota; Fungi; Ascomycota; Lecanoromycetes; Lecanorales; Ramalinaceae
Exons: 2
Coding region: 1-555 (184 amino acids)
Source: RefSeq, a predicted model, not a curated record
AUGGCUAUCACCGAACUGAACAGCCACGAGCAAGAAAAUUCGGUACAAGUGAUCCAGAAAUGCCUAGCCAAUCCAGGAGGAUUGAAAGUAGAUUACGACAUCAUGCAGCGCGAACUCAACUACAACACCAAACAAGCUGCCAAAUCCGCCUGGGGCCGCGUUCGCCGCAAGAUCAUGACGCCUAACAGCCCCGCCUCAAGUGGACGCGACUCUCGUAAUAAGCCUACCUCCGCCUCUGCCACGCCCAAUGCGACGCCCAGAAAGAAACGCGAGCGCGAGAGCGAUGAGGAGGAGCUGAGAACACCUAGCAAGAAGGAGAAGAGAAUCGCUGGGAAUAGUAAGGAUGAGAAAAGUGGCGAGGCUGUGGCGGUCGUUGGAGGCGGAGUGAUUGGCAAAGUGGGGAAGCGUGGGGGAGUCGGUGGAUGGCGUGAAUUCGGCGGCGGCGAGAGUGGAGAAGGCGGGAUGCGCGAUAAGCAGAGCGGAGAUGAUGAAUCAGCAGGGUUUGAGCCGUGGGGGGAGGUCAACUUUGCGCAGCAUGGCGCCGGUGGUGAGUGA